Molecule: messenger RNA, 532 nt
Organism: Neurospora hispaniola
Lineage: Eukaryota; Fungi; Ascomycota; Sordariomycetes; Sordariales; Sordariaceae
Exons: 3
Coding region: 164-433 (89 amino acids)
Source: RefSeq, a predicted model, not a curated record
CGACUCUGGUCAGGUCCGAGGACAACUCCGUCAUCAAAGCGAUCCAGUCAAGGUCAUCGCGGGCCCUUCCACUAUCACCAAUGCUGUGAAAAUCGAGUACCUGGUACCUGAGCACAGUAACGAAUCGCUCGACAAGCUGGUUUACCUUCGUCGAUGCCAGAGGAUGGCGAUCUUUCCGGCACUAGCAGAAACAAGAAGCGCCCCUGCCUUCGCAUGGGCCUUGUCCAUCCUUGCCCUUCCUCAACCAGAAUUGGCGCGCAGUUCCUCAUGUUGCGCACCCACGCUGGCCAUCACAGAACCACCUUCCAGCACUGUCCUCACCUCGCAUCAUUGUCUCAUGUGCGAGAAAACAACUAGAUACUUCUUCGGCAGCAUUCAGAGCAAACGCAGAGACGCAAUCUCAAGUCUUGUCACGGCCACAAUGACGGACUGAUCACCCGAAUCACAGAGCCGGAUGAAUCCUCCGACAAGACUACGACGGGGAAGUUCUAUGGAAGCAGAGACGAUCGUACCCUCUUACCUCUCCUUUCAC